UUCACUGAUAGCAUUAUAGCAUCGAUAGCUAAGAGAAGUGCCUACCUCCUCCAGAGGAUAACAACAAGUCCCUCACCGGUGGGACACCUGUCAUCAUGGCUGUGUUCGGGUGUAAAUUGUGACAACUAAACGCUAAGAUGAUGAACGAUAUUAUAGAGGAACCGGAGAGGGACACCCUGCUGGAGGCGCAGCCGGAGCCACAAGUUUUGUCGGGGCCUAGCAGUGGCACAAGACCUAAGACUGCUGAUGGAGGUAUCAGGCCUGUGGAGAAAAGAGGACCUUACAUCAUGUCCAGAGCUCCAGCCAUCCACCUCAAACUACAGAAACACAGGGAGAUGGCAAGGAAAGCGCUGAAGAAGAAAGCCCUCUCACCAGGACCUCCGGUGAUGCAUCAGCCCAGACAAGGAGCGAAGAGGACGGUGAAGUAUAACAAGGGCUACGCUGCUUUGAGUCAGCAUGCUGAGGACACGUUGGUUGCACUGGAUUCAGACAGUGAUGAAGAGAUCGACUUUGAGCAGUAUUCCUCUGGAUACUCUUCAGCUGAGGUCCAUCCUGAUUUAAGCAGGCAGCUGCUUCAGGACGGCUACCGUCUGGAUGAGAUCCCUGACGACGAGGACCUGGACCUGAUUCCGCCCAAAGCCAUGGGGACCUCUGUGUGCUGCUGCUCCGAGGGCCCGUCUUGCUCCAUGCAGUGAUGCUAGUGCCGUGACUGAAACCUUACAAAGGGUUGGCUCCAGUUCCAGUUGCUGACUUUUGUCACUGGUGCCUGUGGCCUUCUUUCUAACCCAGCUCCACGGCUACGCUGCCUGAGUACUUCCAGCCCAGAAGCCAAACUCCUGUUCAUGCAGGACUUUGUGCACCGAGGUCACUCAACCCUCAGCAAAACGCGGAUGGACGUAAGAACAAGCCUUAUCCACUGUGACCCCAAAGCUAUUUUUUUAUUUUUCUUUUUAUAGAACUACAGGAAAUUCUAACUAUGCCACUGCUUCAAAUUGAGUGGGAGGGUAAUUCAUCACAUGGGCUAUGUCCUUGUUGACCCAGUGGAGAGCUCGUUACUGUCUUUUCCUGUCUGGUCAGCACGUCUUCAGGCCUUUAAGCACGACAUGCAUACAAGUAUUGUGUAUUGUGUUUUAAUGUUCCAGUCCUUUGGUGAAUUUGAUUUCUUUACUUUUUUUACACCUAUUAACUAACUGCUAUAUGAAGGCACCUCACUUUUACAUUCCCUGACUACUGUUGCAUUAACUGGUUGUUUUUUUUGUUUGUUUUUUUUGUUUGUUUGUUUGUUUGUUUUUGUUUUUUUUAUUCCGAACUGACAUGGCCACCACUUGGGGAAAAUAUGAAAAUAUUAUUAUUAUUAUUUUUGUUAUUAUUUGAACAAAAAAUACAAAGAAUAUGUUUUUCAAAAUUAAGCCGAGCACUGAAUUGAAAUAUGAUGUGUAGUUUUGCAAGUGAAACCAGUCAAUUUCUUUAUGUCUGUAAAAUGCUAAUUAUUUUUUCAGCAAGUGCUGCUAUCUGAGAAACCUUAAAACAAGUACAGAAGAUAAUCCAGGGCGAGGAUUAUUUUCUGCUGGUUCCAUGUGUUCUGCACUGUAUCUGAGAAUACAAAGAACACAUUACACGUUGACAUUGAGCAAACUGCUACAUACCAAGAACAACUUUUUCAUCCACGGCCUACAGAAAAAUUGUCUUACAACAUUAGAUAGAGUAAUACCUACAGUUAACAAAUGUUACACAUCUAUAUAUGGCACAAAAUGUGAGCAGAUGAGUUACAUAAGUGCUUUGAUAGAUUCACUGAUAUUUGAUUAGACUUGACUUCACAGUCUCUGUACUUGGACACAAGUUUUGUUCCAGAAACCAAUAUCUGCCGCUUAAAAAAAAGUCUGCUACAAAAGAUUGUAGGUAAGUAUAUUACCAACACAGUGUAUAAUGGAUUCCCAUACAAGCCAUUUGUUUGUGGUUAGAUAUGUACAUGUCUAAACUGUCUUUUUUUUAAAAAUUGAUAUGCUUUAAAAACAAUUUGCCAUGCACAGAAAUAAUUCAAAAACAGGUUACUUUUUUUUUUUUUUGCCAAAAUUGAUAUGUAGCAUUUUGCAUUAAAACUCUAUCUAGGAUCUGAUGUAACUCUUAAAAAGGAUGUGUCAUCUUUGAUACAUCAGUACUUGUGGGUGGCAGAUCAGAGUUGCAUUAUUAUAUUUAUUUAUUCUUUUUUAAAUAUUUGUGGGGAACACUAAAAAUAGUGGGUUAAAAACAGUAAAUUAGAUUUGCAUCAGACUUGGUAAAUAUUUACCUCUGUUAGCUGUUAGGCUUUUGAGAUGUAAAACUAUUUACACACGUCAGUUCAUAUUCCUUUCUGUUUGUGUUUUAUGUGUUUGUUUUUGUUUCUUUCACAACAGACACACUGAUGUGCUGAAAAUGGCUUUCUUUAAUAUAUAAUUUUUUUUUCAUUUAAAGUAUCUGUUCACUCAUGUUACAGUCCUUGUCAUAUUUUACUAUUAGUUACUGUUGUUUUGAAACUGUGCAUUAACAAGAAAUGUUCAAUAUCAGAGCAAGUGACAGCGAUCACUUUCUCAGGAGAACUGUUUUGUGUUUGUGUGUGCAACUAGAAAGUAAUUUGCCUUUCACAUACAUAAAAUAAAAACAGUUUGAAAAUUGCACAACUGUUUAAGUGCAUAGAGGUUUUAAGUCAGGAUAAAUGUGUGGCCACUGUUUCACUUUACUAGUAGACCACACUAUUUCUUAUGCUUUGAUAUUGGUUGUUACAAGGUGAAACUCACAGUCAUAUAAAUAAAUACUGUAGCAGACCACUUGACCACCAGAAAGAGGCUAAGGACUGGAAAGAGUAUAACGUUUUGAGCUAGCAAAAGAAGGAACCUUGAUUUUUACUCUACACAGCUGGGAUCAGUUCACAAAUUCAAAAGUGGAUUUUGUUAAAACCUUUGCAAUGAAAGCACUAGGUGUUGAAAACAUCACAUUGUUAAUAUGAGCAAUGUACACUAUCUCCUCCCAGCACUCCAUGGUUGUAAUGUGGGCGAUUUAGGAAUAAAAGCUGAUUCUAGUCUUACACUAAGUGUGAGCCAUUCGAUACAGUUGUCAGCUAAAUGCUUUAAAUGUAACAGCAGAAUUUAAAGUGUAUGGCCCUGGAUCUGCAUGAUGUUUUUAUGUACAUAAGUAUUGCACUUAACACCAGUGGUCAGUAGCAAGUACACUUGACUCAACUGUACUAUGCAACUAUUGGGACAAUCUGCUUGUUAUACAAAAAUAUGACAAUAUAGUGUUAUUGAGUGCUAAAUGCAAUAACUCAAUUGUUAUUUUAUGAUGGUAAACACUAAUCUUUUUUAUUUGAUUGUACUGUGUAUUGGUUUACAUUAUCAAAUAAAACUCAGUUAUCUAUG
Toxotes jaculatrix (banded archerfish) is the source of this 3392-nucleotide messenger RNA. RefSeq names its product family with sequence similarity 219 member B (gene fam219b). Bases 138 to 695 code for a protein of 185 amino acids. NCBI's taxonomy places the organism in Eukaryota, Metazoa, Chordata, Actinopteri, Toxotidae. The record is from RefSeq and is a predicted model, not a curated record. The transcript has 6 exons.